AAAAUGGCAGCCAAAGCACUGGAGAUUUUAAAGAUUAACAGAUUAUUAUAGAUUAUUUUCAAGGGUGUACGGGAUUAUUUGGAGUUGCGGACCCCUCGACUAUCAACCAGUGGAGAGGAGUGGUCACUCCACUGUACGGGUAGGAGACUACCUGUACAUCAUGUGGCACUAAUAUUCUUGAGAAGGACUCCAAUUUAGAGUUAAGUAUGUUGGAUCUGAGAAUGUUAACAGGAGACGUGGUGAUGCUGAAGCCGCUAGAUACUGCCUACCUACUUUGAGAACGGCUAGUAAGAAUAUGAGAGCUCACAAGCCAAAAGCAGUUUUAGGUCUUAACCUGAAAGGAGUAUCACUUUAUGAUGAGAGAUCAAAGUCUAUAACUCGUGUCCCAGUGGAUAAGGUUACUUAUGUAACUCUUGAUCCUGAGGAUCAGUGCUACUUUGGAGUUAUCAUUCAAACUAAGGAGUCCCACACUGGAUUUAGACUCUACUGCUUCAAGGCUGAGAGACCAAUAGCUGUUACAUUUGUCAAUUCAUCUCGUGAGUUAUUUGAUCUUAUCAUGAAGUUACGUCAAGCAAAGAAGAAGAUGAAGGAGGAAAGAGAAGAAGCAGAUAAAGCACCUCAAGAUCCUGAUACUAGUAACCUACCAGCUGAGAAUGCUCCUCCUCCUUCUUAUACUUCAGUUUCCAAAGCUCCAGACCGUCCACCUCCUCCUAUGCCAAAACAAGCUCCUGCUAUGCCCCCACGCCCACAAGAGGCAGACAUAUUCUCAUUUGGUAAUGAGCCCCCACCUCCAACUUUUGAUGACGUCUAUGAUGUAAGCAGUGGAGCUCUUACUAGUCUGUACGGGAAUCAGCCUCAAGCCCCGCCUACAUUUGCCCCACCCCCACAACCAAACCCGUUUGGUAUGGCCGGCCAGCCCCCUCCCCCUAAUUACCCACCCCCUCCUGUACAGGAACCCUCCAUUACGAUGGAUCUUAUGGACGCUAUACGUAAUCCACAGCAAAGCACAACCACUGCUUACCUGAUAGGUAUGGGAAUGAGAAUGCCUGGUUUGGGAAUGGGACCUCCUGCCGGUUUACCAGCUGACCUCCUACUAGACAGCAAUUUCUCUCAGCCACUCCUACCUACUAAUACCGGAGGAGCUGGACCCCCAGGAGGUGGACAGCCCCCUCAGGGGGCCGGGGGCAAAAUUGAUGCAUUCUCUGAUCUGGUCUCAAUAGCUCGUGACAAAACAACAUCAAAACCUGAACCGGCCCCUCCCACAAUAUUCCAAUCCCCACCCACUAACACAGAAACUUCACCCCCUCUACCAUACCGUCCACCUGAUUUAGACUUCACUGAUGCCCCGCCCACUACUUCUGGCCCCGCCCCUUCUGGGUUUGACAAUACUUUUGGUGCAUUGCCCCCUGCCCCCGGGACGGGGGGGUGGUUUUGGAGGUGGUAUGGAUAUGUUUGGUGA
Messenger RNA from Amphimedon queenslandica, 1459 nucleotides. RefSeq names its product formin-like protein 20. Bases 296 to 1459 code for a protein of 387 amino acids. NCBI's taxonomy places the organism in Eukaryota, Metazoa, Porifera, Demospongiae, Haplosclerida, Niphatidae. The transcript has 9 exons. The record is from RefSeq and is a predicted model, not a curated record.